Molecule: messenger RNA, 864 nt
Organism: Annulohypoxylon maeteangense
Lineage: Eukaryota; Fungi; Ascomycota; Sordariomycetes; Xylariales; Hypoxylaceae
Product: NAD(P)-binding protein
Exons: 1
Coding region: 1-771 (256 amino acids)
Cellular component (GO): membrane
Molecular function (GO): oxidoreductase activity
Source: RefSeq, a predicted model, not a curated record
AUGACGUCUGAACACUUGAACUUCAGCUGUGCCCUUAUCACUGGUGGAGGUGGGGGUAUCGGAAAGGAGAUCUCGCAAUACUUCAUAUCAAAAGGAAAAAAGGUCAUCAUUGCGGGUCGAACGGAGUCCAACCUUCAAGCCACGUCGAAAGAAAUAGGGGCCGCUGGAUAUUAUGUUCUCGACACUGGUUCGAUCCCCGAUAUUCCAGCUUUCAUCGACAACAUCAUCAAAGAUCACCCAGAUCUCGACUGCUUAGUCAACAACGCCGGGGUCCAAAGACCCCUCCAAGUACUCAAACAGACUCCGGAAGACUUCCUCUCGAAGGCCGAUAAUGAGAUCAAUAUCAACAUCCGUGGUCCACUGCAUCUUGCAGUAGGACUAUUGCCUCAUUUGAAAUCUAGGCCACACGCUCUAAUUAUCAAUGUGACUAGUGUGCUGGGAUUCGUGCCAUUCUCGAUCAUCAACCCAGUGUACAAUGGUACUAAGAGCUUCCUCCGGUUCUUUUCGAUGGCGUUGAGAUCACAACUUAAAGAUACGUCGGUACGAGUUGUCGAGAUCGUUCCGCCGACUGUCUCGACUGAUCUUCAUCGCGAACGCGAAAACCCCAGCGAUAAUUCUAAAGAGAAUAAUCCUAGUGCUCUUUCACUGGAAGAGUUCAUGAAUGAGGUCUCCGAGAAGUUGGAGAAAGGAGAGGAGACGAUUGGGGCUGGACUAGGCGAUGAGUUGGUGAAGAAAUGGUAUGGCACUUUUGGUUACCUGUAUGAAGAUUAAAUGAGGAAGGAACCGAGGUUGAAUGAGUGGCUAGUCGAUGCCCGAAGUUAAAGAAUCUCGCUAAAACCUGAAGCUGUCUGGGCAGGUGAUCAC